AUGAGCAAACUUACACUUGAACAGGCAAAAGUGAAAUGGGAGUACAUUUUUAGGGAUCCUUUGUUGACUUUGACUUCCCUUAGGGAAAAGGGUGUUAAGGGGAACUUUUGUUCAAAUGGCCUUCGAUCUGUCUGUUGGAAGUUAUAUCUUUCUUACCUCCCGAGCGUAGACACUUCAACGUGGUCAUUAACACUUCACAAGGAACGCCAACAUUAUGCUGAUUUGCGACAGAAGUACAUCACAAGUCCUACUUCCGAGUCAGAUGUAGACAACACAAUUGAUUUGAGUGUGAAUCACCCUCUGUCUUUGGAUGAAUCCAAUCCGUGGCAGCAAUAUUAUAAAGACACCGAAUUGCAGAAAAUAAUUCGCCAGGACGUUGAGCGCACCUUUCCAGACAAUGAAUAUUUUCGCUCGCAACAUAUCCAGAACCGCCUUCUAGAUAUCCUUUUCAUCUACUGUAAGAUGAAUCAAGAUGUCUCGUACAGGCAAGGCAUGCAUGAACUCUUAGCACCAAUACUAUGGGUUGUGGACCACGAAAGUCUACCGUCACGCCCGACAUAUUCCGAUGAUUCUGACGAAGAAGAUAUAAUUCGACAGACCCUGAGCAAAGAUUUUGUUGAGCAUGAUACAUUUACUCUAUUUUCUGCCUUAAUGAAAGCUGCUAAAUUGUACUAUGAAUACAACGAGGAGAUUUUUAAUCGAAGACCUGUCAGGAGAGCUGCAGAAUCAGAUCUAGUCUAUGCCAAACAAAUCAAAGAUGCACAGGCCGAGGCGGCCAGGCUAACGCCAGUCGUUACGAAAUGUAACAAAAUUCACGAAGAAUACUUGCAAAAGGUUGAUAAGGAGCUUUACGAUCACUUGACAAAGUUAGAAAUAGAACCGCAGCUUUAUGGAAUACGGUGGAUAAGAUUAUUAUUCGGGCGCGAGUUCCCGUUGGAUCAAGUUCUAGUAUUGUGGGACGGCAUUUUUGCGGAAGAUCCGACUUUGAAAAUCGUUGACUUUAUAUGUGUGGCAAUGAUGAUGCUGAUUCGAGAUGACUUGUUGGCCUCCGACUAUGCAGGUUGCUUGAGCAUGCUGAUGCGUUAUCCGCAAACUCCGGGGAUUGAUUUUCUCGUUGACCAAGCCAAAUAUCUUCUCGAGCAUCUGUCUCCUGAAGGGGGCUAUCAUAUAAUCCGGCAGAACGCAAUCCGAGCAGGCAAGGAUAUAUCUCCAGUAAUCCCGACAGAACAUAGUUCGGCCCGUAGUUCGGUCUCUUCCGGGCCGCUCAUAGAGGGAUUCGUGCCAGAGGGUUUUGUUCACGUAACUAAGAAUGUGUUCGACAAUCGGGCUAUCAACAAGGCUAUUCUCACAGCAGUAGGAGCUGUGGGAGAAGUGAAGAAAAACGUCCUUCGUCGCCCAGAAUCUCACACUCGUUCGGAAAAUGAGAACCGACGACGUACCUCGUCAACGGACUUUCCGACAAAGUACUCGAUAUUCAAUUCUACUCACCAUCAAUCACCGUCGGCAGAUUCUACGCGUUCAGAUUCCCAACUGUCCGAUGAGCUUUCGAAAUUACGGGAACAAAGCCGCCAGAUGGCAAUAAUCAUGCAAAAAAGUGUUGAUAUUCUUGAGCAUGAAAUAUUCGUUCGGGCAAAAAUGAAUGAUAGUAAUAAUGGAGAUGCAGAAAAAACUGAAAAAAGUUCAGAUGGAUCAACCCCCCGUUCGUCUUUUGAAUAUAUUCGACCCAGUAAUAAUGAAGAAUCUGCGACAUCGACACCGGGAGAAGUUUCUAUACUGCAUGCACUAGCAGGACUCAAACACGUGCGAGAUGUUCUGAGUGGUGCCGUAAGAGAAUUUAACCCGAAUGUUUUGGAUGCGUUACACCAUAGCGAUGAUCAUUGGGAAGUGUUAGAUGACCAGGUCAGUGUGGUCAGUGUUGUAAGCAUUGCUGGCGAGGAAGACGAGGCGAAUUCAGUAAAUAAAGAGGUUGCACAACAGAAACAGGAGAAAUUAACAUCUCCAGCUUUUCAACGAACGACUUCAUUGACAGACAAUCUAUCAAAGAGGCCUCUUCGCAAUCCCUCACCGCCUUCACCAGUCAGCUCGCAGCAAUCUUCUGCAGUUUAUUCAGCAACAUCCUCAUAUACUACGAGUACUCCAACAGUUUCAGAUUCAAAGAAUAUAUCUAGUUCAACCACGACAACAUUUACUAGGUCAAUACCGCCAAUUCCUAAACAACGCAUGAAUAUUGAUGACGUUUUUAACGAAAUUGAAAACAGUGAUCCCCAAGGUAGACCGAUCAAACCAAAAGCAACUAUUGCUUCUAGUUCAAAAUAUAGUUGGAUGAUUGAAGAGGACGAUAACUCAUUGUUUAAUCGAAAACGAGGUAGUCUCCCUGCUGAUCGGUUGAGUUUGAACACAUCUAACCUAGACAAUCCAAUCCUUGAGGAAGAUCCUUUCAGUAAUAUGAGUUCGCCAUCUUCUGCACAAAAAAAGACGCGUAGUCCGCUGACGCCGACAAUCCCCGUUGCACCCGUUAUUGCUGAAAAAGAAUCGGGUAGGGUCGAUCCACUUGGAGCUACAGCUUCGAAGGCUACCAAAGUACGAUCAGAAAGUGAUUCAUUAACUAGUCCCCGACCAAAAAGCAUGACUUCUACACCAUAUACAGAAGAUCCAUUGGGAGUUUUGUAA
Paraglomus brasilianum is the source of this 2670-nucleotide messenger RNA. The record is from the annotation of a GenBank genome assembly. Lineage: Eukaryota; Fungi; Glomeromycota; Glomeromycetes; Paraglomerales; Paraglomeraceae.